Messenger RNA from Candida albicans SC5314, 1098 nucleotides. RefSeq lists its product as uncharacterized. Gene Ontology annotation, molecular function: zinc ion binding; oxidoreductase activity. The coding region runs from base 1 to 1098 and encodes 365 amino acids. The record is from RefSeq and is a predicted model, not a curated record. The transcript has a single exon. Lineage: Eukaryota; Fungi; Ascomycota; Pichiomycetes; Serinales; Debaryomycetaceae.
AUGAAGGCAAUUGUCUUCUAUGCCCCUUAUGAUGUUAGAACCGAAGAAAGACCAACACCAAAGAUCAAAGAUCCCAAAGAUGUUAUUGUCAAAGUUAGAUACUCUGGAUUAUGUGGUACAGAUCUCCAUAGUUAUCGUGGUCAUAUCAAAGGUCCCGUGGGUACAAUUAUAGGACACGAAUUCGUUGGUACCGUGGUCGCUACUGGUGAUAAUAUUACAAAAUUCUCCAUUGGUGAUGAUGUAAUUAGUAAUUUUUCAAUUGAAUGUGGUGAAUGUUGGUAUUGUAAACAUGGAUAUUCUGGACAAUGUAAUGUUACCAAUACAUUUGGGAAAGUUGGUUUAGAUGGGGGACAAGCGGAAUAUGUUCGUGUGCCAUAUGCAGAAACAACUUUAACCAAAAAACCAUCAACCACAAAUUCCAAUGACGAUGUUGAUGAUUCAGUUUAUGUGCUUAUGGCAGAUAUUUUCACUACUGGUUAUUAUGGGGUGAAAAAAAUCAAAGAUUUUCUUUCAAUUUCAGCUGCAGAAGGGAUCAAACCUCAAUCAUUUGAAGAAACGACAAUAUUACAAUUAGGGGCUGGUCCCGUUGGAUUAUGUGCCUUGAGAAUUUUGAAAUAUUUUGGAUUUGGUAAAGUUGUCGUUGUCGACAAUGUUCCAUCUAGAUUAGAAGAGGCUAAAAGAUUAGGCGCAACUGAAGUGAUAAAUUUUGAAACUGAACCCGAUGGUAUAAAGAAAUACAUCACUGAAGAAACUGAUGGUGUUGGGUUUGAUGCUGUUUUAGAAGUAGUGGGAUCUGCUGCUGCCCAUAAAACAUCAUUUGACGCCGUUCGAAGAAAUGGGUUUAUUUCGUCGAUUGGAAUGGGCCACGAACCUUUCCCAUUUAAUGGAUUAGAUGUCUAUUUGAAGAAUAUUAAUAUGUCAUUUGGAAGAUGUCAUUCAUGGUCAUUAUUUCCUGAAUCUUUGGCUAUUUUUGAAGAGAUGAAAGGUGAUUUGGCAAGUUUUAUUGAUUAUAAAGCUAAAUUAGAGGAUAGUAAAGAAGCAUUUGAUAUGUUUGAUAAACAUAAAGUUAAGAAAAUUGUCUUUGAUUUGACAAGCUAA